Tarenaya hassleriana is the source of this 3589-nucleotide messenger RNA. RefSeq lists its product as uncharacterized. Lineage: Eukaryota; Viridiplantae; Streptophyta; Magnoliopsida; Brassicales; Cleomaceae. Gene Ontology annotation, molecular function: zinc ion binding. The record is from RefSeq and is a predicted model, not a curated record. The transcript has 4 exons. Bases 173 to 3589 code for a protein of 1138 amino acids.
CCGCCUGGCUUCGACAUCGCGUUCUCUCUCUUCAAUUUCUCUCAUUCUCUCUCUCCUUCUCUCUGUUCGAGCUUCUCUUCUCCAGCGCAUUUUUGUGGGCAAAUUUACUGUAAAAGCAACUGAAAUCUCCAAGAAUCUCAUCCAACAAGCGUAGAUCUCGUUAAUAGGCAUAAUGGAUGCAUGUGAUGAAAAAAUGACGAUUAUUUAUUAUAAGUCUAGUGGCAAGUGGACAAUAAAUGCGAGUGGGGAUUAUGAAUGGGAAGGAAAAGUUAAAGAUGCCAAGGGCGUGAUAUUCCUUUUUCCUCCGACAGAUUUGACAUACAAACAUCUUGUUGAUGAGUUAUAUUCUGAUAUGAAGGUGGACAAAGAUAAAGCAAAUAUCCAGUUAAGUUAUCUACCGAUUAUAAAAGGAAACAGUGAGCCGAUAUACAUAUCGAAUGACAAGCAAGUGUUUAUUUAUCUCAUGGACAAAAUAAACGGAGGAAGAAGCAUGCUUCACGUGGAGAUUGAAACAGUAAAUUUGAGAAGACAAUGUGGACAAGAAUUUGUUGUGCAAUACAUUCCGGAUUCCGUUAGUGGUGUUGGUAUUGGUGUUGGACCAUAUGGGGCUGUGCUUUAUGCAGGUUAUAAUAACAAUAUGAUUCAGAGUCCUGAUUUCAAGAGUAAAGGUGCAAGUAAUACGAUACAACUUAUAGAUGAUUCGGAUGAUGAGCAUAUUAUUGUUCGAGGAGAAGAUGAAAUGAAUGAAGAACAUGCAAAUAUUUUAAAAGAGGGACAUGCAAUUGAUAUGGCAUGUGGAACCAACAAAGUUGACUGUGGUGACGAAGAUGGUGAUGGUGAGAAUAAGUUGGCUAUGGUAGCUGUGGAGGACACAUCGUUUUCUCUUUCAGUAUUCAAUUUUACGGAUGGAUUGAAUAUAAGUAUUGGUUAUGAGUUUGAUAGUAAGGAAGCAGCUCAGGAAUAUGUACGGAAAGGCGCAGUUAAGGCUUGUUUCGGUUAUGCUACAGUGAAAUCUGACAAGAAGUUGUGGGAAUUAAGAUGCAAGUUUUAUAAAUCGGGCUGUGCUUGGAAGUUACGCAUCGCAGCGAUUCAGAAUUCCGCGCGUUUUAGUGUAAGAUCACAUAAUCCCGUUCAUAGUUGCAGACCUGUAUCUGAAUCAGAAAAAGCUACAAAAGGUUCUGCGAAGUUGGUUAGAGAUUACUUAAAGGAAGAGUAUGCCGGUGCGCUUGAAACUCCCACAGCAAAAGAGAUAGUAGAACGGGUGAAAGUCAAAUACGGUGCGAGUGUAUCAUAUAUGAUGGCAUUGAGAGGAAAGCAUAGUGCUGAAAAUGAGAUUCGUGGUAGUCAUGUUGAACAUUAUAGUAGACUUCCUGGUUGGUUGCACAUGUUGAGGGAAAGAAAUCCUGGGACUAUGGUGAGUCUUCAUUUGGAAGAUGAUAAAAAAACUUUCAAAUACCUCUUCAUCGCCUUGGGUGCAACUAUAAAAGGAUGGAAAUAUAUGCGGAAAGUGGUUGCUGUUGAUGCAACAUUUCUAACGAGCGAAUAUAAGGGAGCAUUGAUCGUGGCAACCGCCCAAGAUGGUGAUCAUCACCAAUAUCCUCUAGCUUGGGGUGUGAUAGAUAGAGAGAAAGAUGCUUCAUGGUUGUGGUUUAUGACAAGGUUAAGCGAAGUAAUACCGGAUGGUCCUGAUGUAGUUGUGUUAUCUGACCGACAUAAAAGUAUAAUCAAAGCUGUGAGAGAUGUAUACAAGCAAGCGCAACACGGCUUUUGUGCAAGGCACAUAGCACAGAAUUUAAAAGUGCAUGUUAACAGAGGCACAAGAAGAAAGGGUUCAAAUGGUGAGACCGUCACUAAAUUAUUCUUUAAAUGUGCAGCAGCCUACACGAUCAAUGAGUUUGAAGACCUGUACAAUGAUCUAAAGAGCAGAUAUCCCAAAGUGGCCGAGUACAUGCAAAAGGAAGAACUUGCACCCGAGAAAUGGGCAAGGUGUAAAUUUAGGAGUGAAAGGUACAACUUGUUAACAACCAAUGGGGCUGAAUCGAUCAACUCCGUACUGAAGAAGGCAAAAAAGUAUCCAUUGCUAGGUGUACUUGAUAUUUGUCUUGGAAAGACGGUGGAAUGGUUCAACAAGCACAGGUUGGAAGCAGGUAGUGCUGAUGAAUCUCAAAAGUUAACACCAUUUGUUUACAAAGAGUUACAUGAACGUUACGAGAAGGCAUGUACGUUUGACGUUCAAGAACUGAACUGUUUUACUGGUGAGUUUGAGGUAAGGGAUGACAAUGGUAGAAGAUACUUUGUUAAUCUUGGAGAAAGAACAUGCGGUUGCAAAAUGUUUGACGUGGAUAGGUACCCUUGUAGUCACGCAAUUGCAGCAGCACAUAUGAUCGGAAAAGGCGAUAUGAUAUACGAUCUAUGUUCUGAAUAUUACAUGCGAGAAACAUGGCGCAUGGCUUACCAAGAGACUGUGUAUCCAGUUCCUGAUUGUUGUGAUUGGAACUUGCCAUCGUUCAUUGCAGAUAUAACGGUUUUACCGCCGAUAGUGGAAUGGGAAGGAAAAGUUAAAGAUGCCAAGGGCGUGAUAUUCCUUUUUCCUCCGACAGAUUUGACAUACAAACAUCUUGUUGAUGAGUUAUAUUCUGAUAUGAAGGUGGACAAAGAUAAAGCAAAUAUCCAGUUAAGUUAUCUACCGAUUAUAAAAGGAAACAGUGAGCCGAUAUACAUAUCGAAUGACAAGCAAGUGUUUAUUUAUCUCAUGGACAAAAUAAACGGAGGAAGAAGCAUGCUUCACGUGGAGAUUGAAACAGUAAAUUUGAGAAGACAAUGUGGACAAGAAUUUGUUGUGCAAUACAUUCCGGAUUCCGUUAGUGGUGUUGGUAUUGGUGUUGGACCAUAUGGGGCUGUGCUUUAUGCAGGUUAUAAUAACAAUAUGAUUCAGAGUCCUGAUUUCAAGAGUAAAGGUGCAAGUAAUACGAUACAACUUAUAGAUGAUUCGGAUGAUGAGCAUAUUAUUGUUCGAGGAGAAGAUGAAAUGAAUGAAGAACAUGCAAAUAUUUUAAAAGAGGGACAUGCAAUUGAUAUGGCAUGUGGAACCAACAAAGUUGACUGUGGUGACGAAGAUGGUGAUGGUGAGAAUAAGUUGGCUAUGGUAGCUGUGGAGGACACAUCGUUUUCUCUUUCAGUAUUCAAUUUUACGGAUGGAUUGAAUAUAAGUAUUGGUUAUGAGUUUGAUAGUAAGGAAGCAGCUCAGGAAUAUGUACGGAAAGGCGCAGUUAAGGCUUGUUUCGGUUAUGCUACAGUGAAAUCUGACAAGAAGUUGUGGGAAUUAAGAUGCAAGUUUUAUAAAUCGGGCUGUGCUUGGAAGUUACGCAUCGCAGCGAUUCAGAAUUCCGCGCGUUUUAGUGUAAGAUCACAUAAUCCCGUUCAUAGUUGCAGACCUGUAUCUGAAUCAGAAAAAGCUACAAAAGGUUCUGCGAAGUUGGUUAGAGAUUACUUAAAGGAAGAGUAUGCCGGUGCGCUUGAAACUCCCACAGCAAAAGAGAUAGUAGAACGGAUAAGCCAUCCAAAAGGUGACAUGUUCGCUGAGGAGUGA